GCGACGGCCGGCCUGCCCGUCCGCCUUCCAGGACGGCAGGAUUGUAUGGCAUUGCCUGUAUCGCGGGGUUAAAGUCCGAAACAGCCCGGCUUCUUGGCUUGACGGAUCGCCUUUUUUUUUCUCCCCUCGCCUCGUUUUUGUAACUCGCCGUUUUAGAGGCAGCGUAUACAGGUAAAACCCGGGAGGCACGCACGGGGCAAGGAUCUCGGUUGCCCUGCCCCCUCCGCUCCGCUUUUUUUCCCGCCUUCCUGUUCGCUCGUCGGCCUUGAACGCGUGCUAAGAAGGAGUAGGGGCGUCCGGCCCUUUUUCUCGCCGCCGCCAGCGCCAUGUUGAAACAACCCCUGCCGCCGCGCUCCCCUCAACCUGCUGCGCCUUCCUCUGGCCCCUCUCCUCCGACGCCGCCUACGGUCGCUACUGCCGCCGCCGCCGCCUGCAAAGCCAACCCACCCCUGGCCAACCCCAACGAGAACUUCAGCACCGGGGCCGCGAGCGGACCGAGAGCCACAAUGGUGGCUUCCCCGGUCAGCGGAGGAGGAGCCCCCCCUGGAGGAUGCGGCACCAGGGGCCAGAGUACAGGCAAAGGACCUCCACAAUCUCCUGUUUUUGAGGGUGUUUAUAACAAUUCCCGAAUGCUGCACUUUCUAACAGCAGUUGUGGGAUCAACAUGUGAUGUGAAAGUGAAAAGUGGAAGCACAUUUGAAGGAAUUUUUAAGACCCUGAGUUCUAAGUUUGAGCUGGCUGUGGAUGCUGUGCACAAGAAGGUGCCCGAUCAGCCAGUAGGGCCAAGGAGGGAAGAUAUUGUAGACACUAUGGUUUUCAAGCCUGCUGAUGUCAUGUUAGUGCACUUCCGCAAUGUUGAUUUUAACUACGCCACCAAAGAUAAGUUCACAGAUUCUGCCAUUGCCAUGAAUUCUAAAGUGAACGGGGAACACAAAGAGAAAGUACUACAACGCUGGGAAGGGGGAGAUAGCAACAGUGAUGAUUAUGACUUAGAAUCAGAUAUGUCUAAUGGCUGGGACCCAAAUGAGAUGUUCAAAUUCAACGAGGAAAAUUAUGGUGUGAAGACAACGUAUGAUAGCAGUCUUUCAUCAUAUACAGUCCCUCUUGAAAAAGAUAACACAGAGGCUUUUCGGCAGCGAGAGGCCAGAGCUGCACAGCUGGCACGAGAAAUUGAGUCAAGCCCACAGUAUAGACUGCGUAUUGCGAUGGAAAAUGAUGAUGGGCGCACAGAAGAAGAGAAGCACAGUUCAGUACAAAGACAAGUGUCUGGAAGAGACAGCCCUAGUUUGGCUUCCAGGUAA
Molecule: messenger RNA, 1301 nt
Organism: Notechis scutatus (mainland tiger snake)
Lineage: Eukaryota; Metazoa; Chordata; Lepidosauria; Squamata; Elapidae
Source: RefSeq, a predicted model, not a curated record